Molecule: messenger RNA, 3747 nt
Organism: Paramacrobiotus metropolitanus
Lineage: Eukaryota; Metazoa; Tardigrada; Eutardigrada; Parachela; Macrobiotidae
Product: atrial natriuretic peptide receptor 1-like
Exons: 20
Coding region: 199-3513 (1104 amino acids)
Biological process (GO): intracellular signal transduction; cGMP biosynthetic process; receptor guanylyl cyclase signaling pathway
Molecular function (GO): natriuretic peptide receptor activity; ATP binding; peptide hormone binding
Source: RefSeq, a predicted model, not a curated record
AAGAAUAUGGUCUACACGCUAAUGUUUUUCCCGCGUCUGACGGACUAAUUGCCGAAAUAGAUAAAUCAAUUUAUGGAUACACAUCGGGACUGUCAACCUCACGCAAUCAACGGAUUAUGAAGUGAUGGAAAAAAUGCCCUUCGUUGUGAUUAAUGAUUCAGGUGCGAGGGUGCACACGGUGUGUUUCUUUCGGCCAAAAUGUGGUAUUUUUUAUUGGUGUAUCUGUCCUUUGCGUUGGCCAGCGAGGAUCUGAAGAUAACGUAUCUGAAUCGGACCGAGGUAUUUUUAUCCGACCACAGCGUUUUAAACGCGACGUAUGGCGUGGUGGUUAACAGUACGACAGCGGCACCGGAGAAGGCUAAAGAGACGGUUAAUUAUAACCGUACCAGGACGUUUCUCAACAUCUGUUUUCUGUGGGAAACGGACUCCUACUAUUCAUCGUAUAAUCGGGUGGCGCCGUUCGUUGAGCUGGGGAUUGAAGAGGGAAAUAAGAUUCUGAAGAAGUACAACAUCGAGAUGCGACAGUUUUAUCAGAGCACGGGUCCAUCGUGCACCAGUGGACAGCAGAUUGCCAUACGGAAUUUCUAUAAUCUCCUUAAUUCCGGCGUCAAAUGCCAGAUUAUGAUCGGCAUUAGUUGUCCGCACUCGGUGACGGCUCUGUACGGAUUCGCCCACUACUUGAACAUCCCGCUCUUGGCGAUUCCCGGUGCCGGCGCCACAUCCGUCCAACCGGAUGGUUCCUCCAGUUUCUUCCCACUCUUCGUCCAACCGACGUGGAGCUCGACGGAUCUCUGCACCUUCAUGAUACGCUUCCUAACGGUCUACAACCUCACACAGAUCACCGUCAUCCAGGAUGAUUCCUACAAUUUUUACGUCAAUCUGGCCAUCAGUUUCUCUAAGACGGUGAAGAACCUCAACUACCCGAUUUAUGCCAGCAUGAUCAUCGAGCCGGUGAAGGCGCUGGACACGGAUCAGGCCACGUACAAGAAAAUCCUCACAGCCCAUACCGAACGAUCACGAGUUAUGCUGAUUCUCGGACACGCGUUAUGUGUCAGGAACAUCAUGAUCGCCGCUGCGGAACUGGGCUAUACCCAAGGAGAACACAUUUAUAUCGCUGUCGAGCUGUUCGAGCUGAAAGCGUAUUGGGGCACUAACGAUCCGGAAGCGGUGGAUGCACCGGCUGGCGACCAUUCCGACCUGAUUGCCAUACCGGCGUAUGAGAGCCUCCUCGUCUUCCAGUUAAUGGACGACACCGUGGUCGGUCCGCUGGAAGAGCAGUUUGAACUGCAGGCCACACACUAUGCCCGGGUCAAGUAUAAUUACUCGUUUGGAGCGCUGGAAAAAAUCGACAUAAUAUUGCGGAACCACUACGAGUCUCUGGUCAUCUACGCGAUGAUCAUCGAUAACCUGAUUCAGCACGGCAAGAAUCACCUCGAUGGGAAACUGGUGACAUCGCGCAUGUUCAUGCAUGAGUACGAGGAUCCAUUGGGCGGGAUGUUCUACUUUGGCGAUGCCCGGCAGAAGGAGAAAGGCUACAUCGCUAAGCAUUUCAAUGCGCUGGAAGAUAAAUACGAGAUUGUAGUAACGUGUCCGCCGCACAGCAACUUCACGUUCUACCGCAAACAGAAGUUCAACUGGCCCGGCCGACAUACCGAUACACUGCCGCCCAAUGAGCCGAAAUGCGGGUACCGUGGCGAGAAAUGCCUAGUGAAUCUGUCCACGUCCAUGCUGGGCUUCAUCGUAGCCAUCUGUCUGGUGUUUGGGGCUAUCAUGGCGGUCGCCGGUGGCGUUAUUGCCGUUCGUUUGUGGAAAACCAAGAAGGAGUCCAAUCCGUACUGGUGGCGAAUCCCGCUGGACCAGAUCGACGUAAAGGCGCAUAAAAGCCUCGCACUGUCCAGACGCUCCAUGAGAAGUUCGAUGACACUGGCCACCAUGACAACCAGCGCCCAGUUGUCCGCCCAGAUGGUUGGACUUUUCGGGCUGUACAAUGAGAACAUGGUCGGACUGAUUGAUGUGGCCGAUCACCGGCUCCAGCCCAACAAAGACUUGGUGGAUCAAUUGCUGACAAUCAAGAAAACGGAACACAGCAAUCUACAGCGCUUUAUCGGCAUCGCCCUGGAUGACAGCAAUACCUGCAUAUACAUCGUGGGCGAGAUGUGCGUAAAAGGCAGUCUGACGAAUGUCAUUGAGAAUCCGGUACUGAAAUUGGAUUGGUUCUUCAAGAACCUCAUGAUACGCGAUCUGGUUAGGGGAAUGGAGUACCUGCAUUCGACGCCCAUCACGUCGCACGGUGGCCUGACAUCCAACACGUGCUUAUUCGAUAAUCGUUUCACGCUGAAAAUCUCCGGUUAUGGUCUGUCGUAUUUCCGCCGGAAGAAAGAUCUACUGCCACCUGAUCCAACGGAUUAUGAGCGGGACUGGGAUCACCUGUUGUGGCGGGCGCCGGAACUGUUACGACAGCCUAUGCCGCCGAAGGGCACACCGAGAGGCGAUGUGUACAGCUUUGCCAUCAUCCUCCAGCAAAUUAUUCUGCGUUCCGGCCCUUACGAAAUGCCGGACGACUUUAACUCGGAAAUGGAAUCGCCGCGGGAAAUUGUUAUGGAGGUAUUGGAAGCAUCGCCACCUCUGCAGCGGCCACGCGUGCCGCGCUCGGCCUGCUCCAACGAGCUGUACGAUUUGAUGGAGCGUUGCUGGGAGGAAAUUCCGCUCGAGCGACCGACCUUCGCCAAAAUCAAAGAACGGCUGGGGAAGGUGUUUGGUGAUAUCGGGGAUAACGUCAUUGAUUCGCUGUUUAAGCGGAUGGAACAAUACGCCGCGGAUCUGGAGAAGAAAGUGGCGGAACAAACAGCGGCGUUUGUGGAUGAAAAGCAGAGGACCGAUCAACUGCUCGGAGAAAUCUUGCCCAAAUCUGUUGCGGCAGCAUUGACAAAAGGAUUAAUGGUCGGACCGGAAGCGUUCGACAGCGUUACCAUCUACUUUAGUGACAUCCCCGAGUUUGGGAAUUUGUCUUCCAAGGGAACGCCGUUCAACGUCAUCGAUCUCCUGAACAGUCUGUACGAGUUCAUCGAUGGUAUUCUGAUGCGGUACGAUGUGUACAAAGUGGAGACAGUUCAGGAUGCCUUUCUGGUGUCUUCCGGGUUGCCGAUGCGCAACGGCAACAAACAUGUGGUGGAAAUCUGUGCCAUGGCGUUGGAUGUGAUUAACGGUGCACAAGCCUUUGCCGUGCCGCAUUUGCCUGACGAGCGAAUCGGUGUCCGCAUCGGCAUCAAUUCUGGGCCCUGCGUGACGGGAAUUGUUGGAAAAAAGAUGCCACGAUACUGCUUGUUCGGUGAUACGGUUAACACAGCUUCCCGAAUGGAAUCAACGGGCGAUGUGAUGAAAAUACAGUUCAGCCCAUCAACGAAACAACUGCUCGACAGUGUCGGCGGGUUCGUCUACGCUGUCCGUGGAGAAAUCCCGGUUAAGGGGAAAGGAUUGAUGACCACGUACUGGCUACUAUCGAAGCGGGCGUGAAACUGUAAAGAAAAAAGCGGUUCACAGAUUUUGAAGGGAAUAUCGCGUCAUCCAUGUGCAAGAUUUUGUGACGCGCCAAGUGUGGUACGCAUGUUUUCCAAGCGCGUUUUCGUUUAGGAUUUUCCUGGUCAAGCUCACGUCUUGCCAUAUUAUUGAAGGUAGAGGGUUUAUAAGGGGGUUACUUUAUUUGCUGCUCUGAUUGAGUUACCAGCAAUGACGCAGUUGCAAAGUGGU